Molecule: messenger RNA, 1491 nt
Organism: Thrips palmi
Lineage: Eukaryota; Metazoa; Arthropoda; Insecta; Thysanoptera; Thripidae
Gene: Tango14
Product: dehydrodolichyl diphosphate synthase complex subunit nus1
Exons: 4
Coding region: 199-945 (248 amino acids)
Cellular component (GO): endoplasmic reticulum membrane; dehydrodolichyl diphosphate synthase complex
Molecular function (GO): ditrans,polycis-polyprenyl diphosphate synthase [(2E,6E)-farnesyl diphosphate specific] activity
Source: RefSeq, a predicted model, not a curated record
GCUAGGAAACGGAAACUUGUCCGAAGAGAGGCUUGAGAGACGACGAGAGACGUGUGACCACCGACCCGGGAGACGUGUGAACAAACAGUGGGAAAUCAGAAACAGUGGCGUGUUGCUCGAAGUGUGAAGAAUGUCAGGACACGUUAGAUGAAAUAACUCGUUUGUUAUGCGGUGGACUUCGAACAGAACGCGUCUGAAAUGGCUGUCAACCUAUUCAAAGUGGUUUUAGUUGUAAUUCACGUGAUCUUCGACAUUUAUGCCGAGGCCCGGCGCCUUUUUCGCUAUGCUAUCCAGUAUUUUGAAGAUUUCUGCUUCGGCCCGUGGGGUUUGAAAGCAGAGCUGGACUAUGUUCAUCGAAAUAAGGCGCCUCUAACAAAGCCUAUGUCACACAUAGCCGUUAUCCUGGGCAGUGAAGUGGUUUCGAUCAAAGACAUUGUGAGGAUUGCCCUGUGGAGUCAUGCUGCAGGAGCUUCAUAUGUCAGCUUUUACGAUCAUUCAGGUAAAUUGAAAAAGUGUAAAUCUGCAUUGGAUGAGGCGUUAACAUCAGAAUGUCAACCUAAGAGCCAUAUCCCCAGAACAAAUGGUUAUAAAAAUGGAAUUGCAGGCAAGCAAUAUCCCCACGUCAUGUUGUUCGAUAUAACUGAUGGCAAAGCAGGUAUAGCAAGAAUAGCCAGGGAGCUGUGCGAGAAAGCUCUUGCCAAAGAAAUAACACACAAUGAUAUAAACCUUAAAUUCCUUAAUGAAAUUGUCCUAAGAGAAGCAGGUGUUCCAGAACCUGAACUGGGAAUCUAUUGUGGUGAUAUUUGCUCCACCUAUGGGUUCUUGCCUUGGCAUUCAAGAAUUACUGAGUUUCUACCCAUCAGUAGUCAUCAUAAUGUGUCAGUGCGGACCUUUGUCUCUGUUCUUAGAAGAUUUAACAAAUGUGAGCAGAGACUAGGAACAUAAGUCUUCUAAAAAACAUGACCUGCUGUGUGUUAGAGGCUUUCAAAGACUGAAGUACAUAUGCCCAAUUCUGAGCUGUCUUCACAGACUAUGGUUUUUGUUUCCCCAAUCAAAAAUUGCCUUUUUCAGAACACAGGUUUCUCAUGGUUAUGUAUUGUUUCUCUCUUUUAUUCUUUGUUAGACUAGAUUAUAUACAACUGUGUGCUUCCAAAAUAUUUAUUUAUUUGAUUGCUGUUUGUUGGUUAAUUUGAAGAAUUUGGAGUUGUGUGAUUUCUAACUCAUAGCUUAAACAUUUAUGAAGGAGUAUAAGAGGAAGUAAUUUGUAAGAAGUAAAAUGAAUUUUAUGCUUUUAUGGGCAAGCUUUUGCAAUAAGAAGUGGCAUGUUUCUCCCUUAAGUCGCAAAAGUGACUGUGGUAUUGUACCCAAUUAUUUUCUUCCAUGCAGUUUUUUUGUAAGUUCCUGUUGAUUGGAUUUCUUCAGUUUGCACCAAUCACAUUUGGAAUCCUGGGUCGUUUUUAUUUUAAAUAAUUAACUGGUAUUGCCUAUUAA